Hibiscus syriacus is the source of this 782-nucleotide messenger RNA. RefSeq lists its product as uncharacterized. The record is from RefSeq and is a predicted model, not a curated record. Lineage: Eukaryota; Viridiplantae; Streptophyta; Magnoliopsida; Malvales; Malvaceae. Bases 36 to 743 code for a protein of 235 amino acids. The transcript has a single exon.
UUACAAGUUCUUUUCAAGCACAAAGAAGAAAAACCAUGGGAGAACACAUUGCUAAUGAUAUCCAAGUUCUUCAUGAAGACAAAUUAGUUGAAGAAGAAGAAGCACUUUCUCUAUCUGACCUUCCCUUGGAUGUACACACCAAGACCAACCCUACAAAUGAAUUGUGGCCAAAUUCGAACCAGACUCGAACUCAAAAAUCGUCACUCGAAUCCACCUUCGAGUUUCUCAACGACGAAAAAGGCUCCGAUAUGUGUCCGGCUGAUGACAUAAUCUCCGGAGGCAAACUCGUUCCUUUCGGAGGAAAAACGACUCACCAUGUACAACGAAAACGAUCCGAGUCACUUUCCGAGUUGCGUAGCAGCUCCGCCAAACACGGCACCGCGCUUCUUAGGAUCAGCCGUUCUUUGGAUUCUCAGAAGAAAAAUCUCCGCCGUUCUGGCAAGAAGGAGAAAAGCUCCGACCAAUCCGAGGCUUCGCCUAAGAAAGUUGUUAAGCCGAGGUGGUAUGUUUUAGUGUUCGGAUCAGUUAAGUUCCCGCCGGAGAUGGAGCUCAGAGAUAUAAAAAUCCGGCAGGUCCGUCGGAAUCCGCCGGUCAUGUUUUCCGAUGACGGGAAAAAGGUGGCUGAUAAUAACAACAGGAGCUCCGACAAGAGUUCUUCUUCCUGGGGCUUGUUGAAAGCGUUGAGUUGCAGGGAUUAUACUAGCAUUGCUGUAACGUCGUCGUUUUACUUGCCUCAAGCCUGAUAAUUAACACUGAGAUUAAGAUAUUAAUUACGAUUUAUU